This is a messenger RNA of Kickxella alabastrina, 975 nucleotides long. RefSeq names its product 2-dehydropantoate 2-reductase. The coding region runs from base 1 to 975 and encodes 324 amino acids. Gene Ontology annotation, cellular component: cytoplasm. The transcript has a single exon. Gene Ontology annotation, biological process: pantothenate biosynthetic process. The record is from RefSeq and is a predicted model, not a curated record. NCBI's taxonomy places the organism in Eukaryota, Fungi, Kickxellomycota, Kickxellomycetes, Kickxellales, Kickxellaceae. Gene Ontology annotation, molecular function: 2-dehydropantoate 2-reductase activity.
AUGGACAGUGCACAGCGGCGACUCAAGGUUCUUCUCGUCGGCACAGGCGCGCUCGGCAGCGUGUAUGCCUGGCGGCUGCAAGCCAGCGGAAAAGUAGAAAUCACAGCCGUGUGCCGCUCCAACUACGCCGCAGUGCAACAGAACGGGUUCCUGAUCCAAUCCGCAGCCUUCGGUACGCACACUUACCGGCCAACCAAAAUCAUCAGCUCGAUCAGCAAUGCAACGGGCGAAAUCUACGACUACGUCAUCGUCUGCACCAAGGCGCUGCCCAACCUCGGCGAUAACUCGGACAUCAUCGCACCGGCGGUUUCCCCGUCAACAACCAUAGUUCUGAUCCAGAAUGGAGUUGGUAUCGAGGAGCCGUUUGCCAGACGGUAUCCGCAGAACCCAUUGGGCAGCGCUGUCGCCUACAUUGACGCGAGCCAGCCGGAGCAGGGGAUCAUCAACCACGGGCACAUCUCAGCAAUGACCCUAGGAACCUACCCGCCGCACUCCGAGCACUCGGCAAGGCUCACAGCCUUAUCCGAAAUCUGGAACCAGCAAGGAAUCCCGUGCACGGUCGUCAAUAACGUGCAGGCAUUCCGGUGGCUCAAGCUCGUGUGGAACGCAUCGUUCAACACUGUGGCGGUGGUUUCGGGCGGCAACGACACGCAGGAGAUGCUGGCCGAUCAGCGCUGCAAGGCGCUGCUGCGCUGUAUUAUGCUGGAGGUGUAUAGGCUCGGAGAGGCGGUUUUGGGAGAACCUCUGCCCGUGCGUAAUGGCGUAGGUGAUGCUGAUGCGUGGAUUGCGGAGACGGAGGGGAGAGAGGUGCCGGUGGUGCCGUCGAUGCUGAUGGAUUUUUGGGCGAAACGGCCGAUGGAGCAUGAUGUCAUUUUGGGCAGGCCGAUUGCUGUCGCCAGGCAGCUGGGCAUCGACGUGCCGCAUAUGGAAUCGGUGUAUGCGCUGCUGGUGAUGGUCGAGAAGCAGUAUCUCUAA